UGCCAUCUCCCCCCACGAGCAAAAAUAAGUUCCCAAGCAAACGCAAGAGAGAAAGAGGGAGAAGAAAUGGCGCCAGUUCUUCAGAGUUCGCAGCCAUGGGUCGAGAAAUACCGACCAAAGCAGGUGAAGGACGUAGCUCACCAGGACGAGGUGGUUCGAGUCCUCACCAACACUCUCGAGACCACAAAUUGUCCGCACAUGCUCUUUUAUGGUCCUCCGGGCACUGGAAAGACCACUACUGCGCUUGCAAUCGCUCACCAGCUAUUUGGGCCUGAACUCUACAAGUCCAGGGUGUUGGAGCUGAAUGCCAGUGAUGAUAGAGGGAUAAAUGUUGUCCGGACCAAGAUCAAGGAUUUUGCUGCUGUCGCUGUUGGUUCUAAUCAGCGUCAAGGGGCUUAUCCUUGUCCAUCAUUUAAGAUUAUCAUUCUAGAUGAAGCUGAUUCAAUGACUGAAGAUGCUCAGAAUGCACUAAGACGCACUAUGGAGACUUACUCUAAAGUUACUAGGUUCUUUUUCAUAUGUAAUUAUAUUAGCAGGAUCAUAGAGCCUCUGGCUUCAAGAUGUGCAAAGUUCAGGUUCAAACCUCUUUCCGAAGAAGUCAUGGGUAGCCGUGUAUCGCACAUUUGUAAGGAAGAAGGUCUCUACCUUGACGGAGAGGCUCUUUCAACUUUGAGCUCCAUAUCGCAAGGUGAUCUCCGUCGGGCCAUCACUUACCUGCAGAGUGCUGCUCGAUUGUUUGGAUCUACAAUUACUUCAAAGGACCUUCUAGGUGUUUCCGGGGUCGUCCCUCCGGAGGUAGUCAAGGGAUUUUUUGUAGCUUGCAAAAGUGGCAACUUCGAUAUAGCGAACAAAGAAGUAGACAAUAUAGUUGCGGAAGGAUACCCGGCUUCUCAGAUCAUUAAUCAGUUAUUUGACUUGGUUGCAGAUGCUGAUGACAUAUCAGAUGAGCAGAAGGCUAGAAUCUGCAAGAGUCUAGCUGAAACAGAUAAGCGUCUGGUAGAUGGAGCAGAUGAGUACUUGCAGCUACUGGAUGUGGCAAGCAAUACGAUCCGUUCGCUCUCUGAGAUGUCCCAAGACUGAGCUUGUCUUAAAGUUUGGAUUUUUCCAAACAUUUGCCAAAGUUCUGGUAAAACUCUAAUGUCCCGUUUUAACAUUGGAGAAUGAUGGUUCUGUAGAUUGUAGUGAUGAUACAUAAUGAUGCAAGUCACUUCCUGUUUGAAUCCAAUCCAUGCGUUAACGCCCAUGUAUGAAAAUGGUUUUGAAGUUUCUAUUA
Molecule: messenger RNA, 1273 nt
Organism: Tarenaya hassleriana
Lineage: Eukaryota; Viridiplantae; Streptophyta; Magnoliopsida; Brassicales; Cleomaceae
Product: replication factor C subunit 4
Exons: 12
Coding region: 67-1080 (337 amino acids)
Biological process (GO): DNA-templated DNA replication; DNA repair
Cellular component (GO): DNA replication factor C complex; nucleus
Molecular function (GO): ATP binding; ATP hydrolysis activity; DNA binding
Source: RefSeq, a predicted model, not a curated record